AUGGCCACUACCGUAUCAACGGCUUCAUCGACCUCAUCUUCCGCGCCGUCUGUUGUCUCCAAACCACAGCCUCCCAUCAACGUGCCACAGUACAAGUUUGCUUGUACGCUGUGCAGCAUUCCUUUUGCCCGUCAGGAUGAUCUUUCCGAUCACUAUCGCAAGUCCCUCUUGCAUCCUCAGUGCGACAGGUGCGGGAUCGGUGCGCGCGACUCCACCACACUGGCGGACCAUAUGCGCCUUGUUCAUCAGACAGCUACCUGCGCGUUUUGUCCAGGCUUACGUAUGUUUGAGGAGGACGUCAAGGCUCAUCGUGCAGAGAAGGGCCACACGAUGUGCUCAUCUUGUAAUCAUGAUUUCAGCAGCAGGGAAGAUCUGACAGCGCACGUUAAUUCGGUUCAUCCUUCCUACCGAUGCUCUCAAUGCAACACAUCGUACAGCUCGGCGACUGUUCUGGAGCAGCACUACCUCGACUCCCCCGCUCACAUGAAAUGUAGCAAGUGCCCCAAUGUCGGCUUCCCGGAACGUGUCUCUUGGGAAGAACACAUUCGGACAAACCAUCCCGACCUAUGGUGCUCUCGCUGCAACGAGUGCUUCUCAGUAGCCUCUGCGUUGAACAAUCACUUCCAAAACUCGUUCGUGCACCCCAAGUGCUACGACUGCGGUCUCGGCUUCUUCGAUGAAGCCGCUCGUCAAGAGCAUGUAAUUGCCGUCUCUACUGUUCUGCUCGAGGUCGGCACGCUAAUCGCACCUCUUUCCGUAAAGAUGGACGAGGAAGAGUCCGACAUUGAGUCAAUCGCGAGCCCUUCGACGGAGGCCACCAACUUCACCGCGCCGCCGUUGAUCGUGACCCAUUCCGCGCAUCACUCCCCGGAAGCCCGCUCCAUAUCUCUCCCGCCACCAACCACGGACGAUAGUGACAAGAACGGGGUCAAUCGCGAAUUUGUCGAUGCUAGCGACGAUGUCAACAUCAGGGAUGCCGACUCAGAAGUUGACGAACCUAACCAUUCCAUCGAGGCGGAAGCCCCGUCCAGUGAGCUCGACGGCAUGGCAAACUCUACGAUCAUCGUCUUCCAGGUCCAGGCCGACGUGGACUCGCCAGAUGCGCCCAUCAGACCCCAGUCUGCAGCGGACUUACGCCCAGCCUUAGCGUCUCAGUCGUUCCCAGUCACCGCAUCCGCCGUCGAGGAUAUCAUCGCUGAUGCGGAGCACGACUACGUCGAUGUUAAGGACGACAUUCGUGUGGAUGGCACACCGUGCGCGGAUCUACGUCCAGCAGAACAACCGGAAGCAGAGCGCGUCAGUAUCCCGGAAGUAACCCCGCCGUCCUCCGAAGCGCAGUUCAACAUGACCGGGGCGUCGCUCUCCAUCCCACUAGUCGACAGUCCAUCGGUCAUCCAUACGGAUGAUAGCCAUACCCUUGAGACGCAGACGGAAACGGCCACUCCUGCUCAGUCGACGAGGUCUAUUAGACCCAUGAAGCUAGAGGUUCUCACUUCCCAGUCAGGAAGUCCAGCUACGGUUGUGAUCUCGCCGUCCUCGCUACUUGACGCUCCUCCCCAUAUUCGAAGUGGAUCCGCCCUCAGUGCGUACAGCACGCGUCCUCCGUCAAGGCUUCACGAGGCCAGCCGGGCUGCACCUCAUUCGCCCUAUCGCGAGAGGCACCUGGAGGUACCAGACGUGCAGUUCGAGCCCACGGGGUUCCCGGGAGGCUUCGACGCACGCCGGUCGCGCACCCCCUCGGUUGCAUACUCCUCGAGGCAGCCGCCCGUAGCCGUGCCGUCCCCUCGAGGCUCACGCGCCCCUUCGCCGAACGUCCGGCACAUUCCCUGGACAUCCGCACACGAGGAUGAGUAUCGCGCUGAGAGGCAGGACGACGCGAGGCGCGUGUCCUACAUCUAUUGCCGUUUGUGCCGUCGUGAUCCGGCGCGAACGCCGACUGCCACGAUGUGUGGGCACAUCUACUGCCACAGUUGCAUCGUUGAUGAAGUUGUCAAGUCCUCGAAGUGCCCCAGUUGCGCGGCUCCGACCCUUCUGUAUUCUUUGAUCAAGCUGCAAGUUCUUUGA
This is a messenger RNA of Peniophora sp. CBMAI 1063, 2064 nucleotides long. The record is from the annotation of a GenBank genome assembly. NCBI's taxonomy places the organism in Eukaryota, Fungi, Basidiomycota, Agaricomycetes, Russulales, Peniophoraceae.